This is a messenger RNA of Aphidius gifuensis, 2858 nucleotides long. RefSeq names its product 14-3-3 protein epsilon (gene 14-3-3epsilon). The coding region runs from base 168 to 938 and encodes 256 amino acids. The transcript has 5 exons. Gene Ontology annotation, biological process: signal transduction. Gene Ontology annotation, cellular component: cytoplasm. Lineage: Eukaryota; Metazoa; Arthropoda; Insecta; Hymenoptera; Braconidae. The record is from RefSeq and is a predicted model, not a curated record.
GAUUCUGCGCUUCACCGGUGUGACUGCUUUCGAUUGUUGGCGGGCGCCGCCAUCUUGGUCAGUGAGCUAGCGAGCGGCAGUACGUGAAGCCGUCCUUAAUAAAAGAAAAAAAAAAAAAAAUCCAUUUUUAUUAAAAAAACGUUUUAAGGGAUACACACGUAUACACGAUGUCUGAACGGGAGGACAACGUCUACAAGGCAAAGCUUGCUGAGCAAGCCGAACGCUACGAUGAAAUGGUUGAAGCAAUGAAAAAAGUUGCAUCAAUGGAUGUAGAGUUAACUGUUGAAGAGAGAAAUCUUCUUUCAGUUGCAUAUAAAAAUGUAAUUGGAGCAAGACGAGCAUCAUGGAGAAUAAUAUCUAGUAUUGAGCAAAAAGAAGAGAAUAAAGGUGCUGAUGGUAAACUUGAAAUGAUACGUAGAUACAGAGCUCAAGUUGAAAAAGAACUUAGGGAUAUUUGUGCUGAUAUACUUGAUGUAUUGGACAAACAUUUAAUUCCAUGUUCCUCAACUGGGGAAUCAAAAGUCUUCUAUUAUAAAAUGACUGGUGAUUAUCAUCGUUAUCUUGCCGAGUUUGCAAUUGGUACUGACAGAAAAGAUGCAGCUGAAAAAUCAUUAAUAGCAUAUAAAGAAGCGAGUGAAAUAUCAAUGACAGAAUUACCACCAACCCAUCCAAUUCGUCUUGGAUUAGCACUCAACUUUUCUGUAUUUUACUAUGAGAUUCUUAACAGUCCAGAUAGAGCGUGUCGUUUGGCUAAAGCAGCAUUUGAUGAUGCUAUUGCUGAACUUGACACUCUAUCUGAAGAGAGCUACAAAGAUUCCACCCUCAUUAUGCAAUUGCUCAGGGACAACCUUACAUUAUGGACCUCCGAUAUGCAGGGUGAUGGUGAAGGUGAACAAAAAGAAUCAACGCAAGAUGCAGAAGAUCAAGAUGUAUCGUAACUUUAGUUUCAGUGAGUGUUACUUACGCAUACAAUUGAAAAACACAUGAAACAACUAAAAAGAAAAAAAAAACAAAAUGAAUUAAUUAAUAAACAACAUCAAAUAAAUAAAUAAUUAAAAAAAAAAAAAAAAACUCUUAAUAACUUUUAAGCAUAAAAAAAAAAAACAAAAAACAAAAAAAAUUAAAAAAAUUAAAAAAGAAUCAUCAGGGUGGGAAGUCAGGGAUGGAAGCAAGAAUAAGGGAGGAAAAAAAAAAAAAAACUAAAUGAGAAUGUAGAUUGAAAUGGCGACGUAACAGUAAAAAAAAAAAAAAAAAAAAAAAUUUGAUACAAAAGUUUAAAAAGAAAAAUAAAGAAAUAAUUAAAAAAAAUAAUUGAAAAAAUUUGGGAAUAUAUGUUUGAAAGAGGGGUGGGAAUUUUCAGCGAUUGCAUUUACCCAAAGUACAUACAUAAGAGUUUGUUCAUUUAAAUAAAUUGAUUGAAAAAAAAAAGAAAAUUAAUAAUUAAAAAAAUAAAAAUACAAUCGCCAUAAUUAUUUGAAAAUUUCAUUGAAAACAAUAACAAGCACAUUAACAACAACAACAACAACAACAACACAAUUUAUCAUUGCGAAUAUUUGAGUGUAUACAAUUAAGCAUCAAGUGGCUAAUUGAAUUUUUAUUCCUUUUAUGAUUGUUGAACGAAAAAGCAUUGUUUUUAUUAGUAAAAUAAUAAUUGCAUGUUUUUAAAAAUGUCACUCGCUUUAAAUUCCAUGCCCUCCUUUUCAUAAUUUCCAUAAUUCUUUAUCUGUUAAAAAUUAAUUAGUUACAUUAUCACAUAUUUAAACACACAAAUACAAAAUAAAAAAAUUCAACAAAAUAAAAGACGCUGUUGUCAAGUCGUCAAGGAAUAAUUGCAGAGGCACAAAAGAAAAAAAUGAAUAAAAUAAUAAAAAUAUAAAAAACAAAAUCAGUAUAAUAAAUAAAUAAAAUAAAUAAAUUGAUAUAUAUGAUGAUAAUGUGUAUCAAAUCCCAAACAAUCUUUUAAAUAAUAAUAAUUUAAUAACAAAUGUAGUUUAAGAAUUUCGAGAAAACCCAUUGCAAUAAUUAAAAAAUGAAAAUAAUUUCGUCGAUAUGGAUAUAUUAGUUUAGCGCACCUGUAAUCGAUGAUGAAAAGUUGAAUAAUAUUAAUAAUAAAAAUUCAAACAAAGAUAUAUAUAUAAAUAAGGUGAACAAAGAAAAAAAAAUUUGGUUUAGCUGCGUCGUCGUCGUCGUCGUCAUCGUCGUCUUUUGAUAUUUUCAAGAGAAAUCAUGUUUAAUAUUCGUGACUUGAAUAUAUAUUUAUAUAUUAAUUUUUUCUUUCCGUAAAACAAGGUAAAUUAAUAAUAAAAUCAUUGUUUUAUAUCGUGGAAUAAAUAUUAUACUACUGGUUAUGAAAAUCAAUUUUCAAUUUUUCGGAUUAUCAAGACCGGUUCCUGGCUGUGUGUUUAAUCAUACUUGAUGAUUUUUAUUAUCAUUUUUUCUAAUGGAAAUAUAUCAUCGUCAUUAUCAUGAAAAUAUAAUUCUAAUAAUUUUUAUUUAUUUUGUUAAACAAUAUUAUUAAUAUUAUUGUUUGACUGAAAUUUAUUAUUUUUAAUUUGUAAACUUGUGGUGGCAAAAUCAAUGAAUCCCAGUUGAAAAAAAAACAACAUAUUUUCACCCCAAUAUUUGUAUGAAAUGUGUGUCACCUGUUUGACACACAAAACUAGUAUUUUUUUUUUUUUUUCUUUUUUCAAUUUUUCGAUUGUUCUAGUUUCUCGACUGACUUCCUCAAAACUCAGACUCAUUAAAAUAACUAUGAACAAUAUUUUCCAUAUAAAUUUAUUUUUUUUUUUAAAUUAUUAUUUUUUAUUCAUAAGUAAGUGUUCAAUUUAGAGAAUCAAAUAAUUUAAUCUGUGUAAAGA